Molecule: messenger RNA, 2123 nt
Organism: Ostrea edulis (European flat oyster)
Lineage: Eukaryota; Metazoa; Mollusca; Bivalvia; Ostreida; Ostreidae
Product: cyclin-K-like
Exons: 9
Coding region: 196-1953 (585 amino acids)
Biological process (GO): positive regulation of DNA-templated transcription, elongation; regulation of transcription by RNA polymerase II
Cellular component (GO): nucleus; cyclin/CDK positive transcription elongation factor complex
Molecular function (GO): cyclin-dependent protein serine/threonine kinase activator activity
Source: RefSeq, a predicted model, not a curated record
ACAUUUUUGAGCAACGUUACUUUGGGGCAUUAUCAUCGACAGCCUUUUUCCUGUGGCUUUAAAGGUAAAAUCUGAUGAACACUUACAACAUUGAAAACUCUAAGUUGUCAGAGAAUUUGUUGAGAGACACUGAAAAAUCCAGCACAGGGUUACACCCCCACCCCGGCCGAUAAAUUAUUUCAAAUCCAUGUUUGAAUGAUGCCUUGUUGGUACUUCGAGAAGAAAGAAAUUAGGAAUACGCCUUCAAUUCAGGAUGGACUUGAUCACGCUACAGAAGCUCGUUACAGGAGAGAGGGAGCCAGAUUUAUUAUUGAUGCUGGAACAAAAAUGGGGCUGAGAUAUGAUACCUGUGCCACCGGGGUCGUCUACUUCCACAGGUUUUAUAUGUUCCACUCAUUUAAGGAGUUCCAUCGAUAUAUUACAGCGGCAUGCUGUUUAUUUUUGGCGGGAAAGGUGGAAGAGACGCCCAAAAAAUGUAAAGACAUUAUCAAAGUUUGCCAGGCCCUGCUGUCACCUCAGCUCUUUACUGUGUUUGGGGAAGAUCCCAAAGAAGAAGUAAUGACAAUGGAGAGAAUUUUGCUGCAAACAAUUAAGUUUGAUCUCCAAGUUGAGCAUCCAUAUGGAAUACUUCUCAAGUUUGCCAAAGUUGUGAAAGGAGACAAAGAAAAAAUCCAGAAAUUGGUGCAGAUGGCCUGGACUUUUAUUAAUGACAGUUUGUGUACGUGUUUAUGUCUGCUGUGGGAGCCCGAGAUAAUCAGCGUCUCGUUAAUGUAUCUGGCCACGCGACUGACAAAGUUUGAUAUCCAGGACUGGCAUGGACGUGCCCCGGGAACUCGGAUUAAAUGGUGGGAUUUCCUGGUGGAGGACAUCACUGUGGAACUUAUGGAGGAUAUUUGUCACAAAGUUCUAGAUCUGUACUCCUCCAACCCCCAGUCACAGCUCCGUGAGGAUUCUCCUCCCACCACCCCCAUCAAAAAGAGCGAAGUCAGGGACACCCCACCUCCGCCCCCUCCAAACAAACGCAGCAACACAACUACUCCAGUGGAGGGUCUGCCAGAGAAAGCUGUGAAGAAGGAGAGGAAGUCUGACGCGCAUCAUCCUCCAGCAUUGGACAGCCGUCCGCCAAAACAUUCCUCCUCCUCCAAACGCACACCAUCAUUAGACAGUGGACCCCCAGUGUCUAAGACCUCCACAGUCAGUGUUUCCAAGCCCCCACACACAACGGCCCCAUCCUCAGCCCCACUAAACACAAAGCCGGAGUUCUCCACAUUCAACCCUUACAUGGCUUCUCAUAUGUUUUCCUCAUCAUUUAUGUCUCAGGAGGGAAGUAAGUCAAUACAGAACCUGAUGGGUGGAGGAGGAGGAGGAGGAGGAACUGCAGGGAACCCUGCCCCUGCCCCAGAGAAAUACCCUCCCCCACAGACUUCUGUAGCCCCACCAACAGGCCCAGGGGGUCAGUACCCACCCCCUGCUGGCCAAUAUCCCCCCUCUCAGUACACCCAGCCCUCAGUCUAUGCCCCAACAGCCAAUGCCCCCUACAGCCAGCCUCCUCCUGCUGGGACUUCAUACACUGUCCCCCCUCAUGGUGCUUAUCCCCCUCCAGCCACAGCUGCCACAGCCCCAGCACAGUCUUACAAUGUACCCAUUACAAAUCCCCAGAAUUACCCCCAGGGGUCAUACCCCCCUAAUUAUCAGCCCACACCUUAUCAGUAUAACAGUCAACCACAGCAGCCCCAGACUGGAGCCUAUCAACAAAACAUGGCUUAUACUCCCCAAACCCAACCCUCGGCCCCCCAGCAGUAUCCACAACAACCAGUGUUAAAUCCCAGGAUUCCAUUGUCUGGGGCACCUGUACCCCCCAGAAUGCCCAUGCCCAAUCAGCAGAAUCAAGCACGUACUCCAAAUCCCUCCAGCUCCGGGGGACUGACUGUCAGAAUUUCAGGACGGAGAUGAAAAUGGCAAAGAUACAUGUAUUCUGUGACUCCUUUGUUCAUUAAAACAAAAUGGAAUUUUGUGAACUUCAAAGUGUAUGUAUGAAAGAACUUUCCAGUGUUUGGAUCAUGUCUGGGGUAAACAUGUAUUGUAACAAAUUCAAGACAUUGAUUAAAAUCAUAAACAAUGUA